UUAAUCAAUACCUAACCUCUUUAUAGGUUAUAAUUUUAUAACCUAAAUAAAUUACUAAACUUAAAUUAUUUACUAUGGCUUUUAAAACAGCUUCAAAAGCUUUAAUGGUUUUAGGAGAAUGUGUACCAUGCGUUAAAGAAAACGCCUCUAAAUUUCGUGUAAAAAGACUUGAAUUAGAUCAAAAUUUAUUAAUGUAUUUCCGCAAAGAUGAAUUCAUUUACGCGCACGAUCCUCAAAAACAAUGCAAAACUGGCGAUGUAGUCUUAAUAGAAGCUUUACCCGAACGUUUGACAAGAUUAGUCACUCAUAAAGUGAAUAAGAUCGUGUAUCGGCUUGGAGAUGUUACAGAUCCUCUAACGAAUAAAAAGGUUGUUGCUGGUAAAUUUAGGGACGACGUUGAAGCUGUUAAUCAAAUCUUUGGAAAGAAAAAGACUGCAUUUGAUUAUGAAAAGGCACCGGAACGUGGUUGGCAAGAGGAUAAAAAGGAUUACAGUCAUUUAGAAACUUAUAUUAAGUAUCAUGAGUCUGGAAAGAACGAUCCUGCUGCUGUUUAAGGCUAUAUAAGUAAUGUAGAUAGUAUUAAUGUAGAAGUUAAUAAAUUUUUGCUUAUUAAAAAAUAGGAAUUUAUUGAU
Onthophagus taurus is the source of this 632-nucleotide messenger RNA. RefSeq names its product mitochondrial ribosomal protein S17 (gene mRpS17). Gene Ontology annotation, biological process: mitochondrial translation. The record is from RefSeq and is a predicted model, not a curated record. NCBI's taxonomy places the organism in Eukaryota, Metazoa, Arthropoda, Insecta, Coleoptera, Scarabaeidae. Gene Ontology annotation, cellular component: ribosome; mitochondrial small ribosomal subunit. Gene Ontology annotation, molecular function: structural constituent of ribosome.